AUGGCGUCUCCUAAACCGCAAGAAGAUACAAGCCAGAAGAAUGCAGCUGGAUCAGUGGAUGUCGAGCGACAGGGAAGCUCGACUCCCAUAGAUUAUGCAGCUCCAAAGUCCCUCGGGGCCGGGUCCGCGCUAGCAUUAGGCGCCUUCGGUACGACACUGACAACGCUCUCGCUGAGCUUAAUGGAAUGGCGAGGUGUCGGUACUCCGAACGCCUUCGUCGCCAAUUUCUUCUUCAUUGCGGCCUUCGGGCUGGUUGUGACUGCGCAGUGGGAGCUUUCGAUCGGUAACGGGUUCGCGUAUACUGUUUUCAGUGCUUUUGGCCUGUUCUACGCUGGCUAUGGCGCCCUCCUCACACCGGCAUUCGGAGUCGCGCAGGCAUACGGCGGAACAGACACAGCGGAGUACAACAACGCGGUCGGAUUCUUCAUGAUACUAUGGACUGUCUUUGUGUUUACGUUCCUGAUUGCUUCGCUCCCGAGCAACAUCGCGUAUAUCCUGGUAUUCCUGUUUGUGGAUCUGGGGUUCUUGACUGUGGCGGCCAGCUACUUCGCCAAGGCAGAUGGCCACGCUGUGUCGGCGGCGGCUCUACAGAAAUCCGGUGGUGUGUUUUGUUUUCUGGCUGGGCUGGUUGGGUGGUAUAUUGUGUUUCAUUUGCUGUUGCAGGAUUCCUUGCUGCAUGUGCCGUUGGGUGACACGUCGCGGUUCUUUGGGAGGAAGAAGGGGAAGGCCCAGUAG
Molecule: messenger RNA, 735 nt
Organism: Aspergillus puulaauensis
Lineage: Eukaryota; Fungi; Ascomycota; Eurotiomycetes; Eurotiales; Aspergillaceae
Exons: 3
Coding region: 1-735 (244 amino acids)
Cellular component (GO): plasma membrane
Molecular function (GO): acetate transmembrane transporter activity
Source: RefSeq, a predicted model, not a curated record